GCUCGGGUGAGUGAGUCUCCGUUUUUCUGGUUCUUACCAGCGGUCGCGCUCAUCAAAUCCCUCCUCCACACCCAGGUUUCGGGGUCACCUGUACAGAUGUUGAUGGAUGGGCUGGAUUGAUGUGGAACUUUGUUCCAGCAGAGCCCAUCCGUUCAUGAUGCAGAGACUGCUCAGACCUCAUCUCCACAGUAUAACCUUACCUGAGAAAGAAGACCAGAAGAGGGAAAAAAGGAGGAAUGGCUCUUUUCCAGGGGCGGUUGACAUUCAGGGAUGUGGCCAUAGAAUUCUCUCAGGAGGAGUGGGAGUGCCUGGACCCCGCUCAGAGGGCCUUGUACAGGGACGUGAUGUUGGAGAACUACAGGAACCUGGUCUCCCUGGGUGAGGAUAACUUCUCUCCAGAAGUUGGAAUCCCUUCUGAUGGAUUUGCAAUCAAGGAAUUAUCACCAACAGAAGACAUUAAUAAAGGCGAAUUUUACCACUUAGUGAUAUUGGAGAGAAAUGAAAGUUAUGGAAUCAAGGAUUUUGAUCUCCAGGAAUCCUGCGAAAAUAUGCAUGAGUUUGAGAGUCAGUGGGGAUAUGAUGCAAGAAAUUACAAAGAAGUGCCUUUGUCCCAUAACAAAAAUCUCACUUGUAGAAAAGACCAGCAACUUAAUCAGACCUCAGUUACUCUUCCUGAAAAGCAGAGUGUUUCUGUAAGAAAUAAUACGUACCAGUAUUUCAUGGAUGAUGAGCCAUUUAUGAGGAAUUUGCUAAAAAUGGACAAUAACAGAAGUGGUGCUGGAAACCAGUACAUAAACCGCAUGGAAAAUAGAAUUGGAUUAAGUUUGCAGGCACAUCUGGCUGAACUGCAGAGAUUUCACAAUGAGGAGAAAAUGUGUGACUGUAAUCUGACUGAGAAGUCUGUCAACAGUGGUUCCUCAGUCUCACCACUUCAAAGAAUUCCUCCCAGUACCAAAAACAUUUGGAACAAAUACAGGAAGGUUUUUAAGUAUCCUUUGUUACCUGCACAAUACAGGAGAGCAUACACUAGAGGAAUUUCUUACAAAUGUAAUGACUGUGGGAAGGCUUUUAGCAAAAGUGCAAACCUCAUGAGUCAUGAGAGAAUUCAUUCUGGACAGAGACCUUACAAAUGUAAUGACUGUGGCAAAGCUUUUACAGACCGUUCAAAUCUUAUUCAUCAUAGAAAAAUCCAUACUGGAGAGAAACCUCACAAAUGUAACGAGUGUGGCAAAGCAUUUACCCAAUUUGGAAACCUUGCUAGGCAUCAGAAAACACACACUGGAGAGAAACCACACAAAUGUAAUGUGUGUGACAAAGCUUUUACUCGAAGUUCAAGCCUUAUGGCACAUCAGAGAAUUCAUACAGGAGAAAAACCUUAUAAAUGUAAUAAAUGUGAUAAGGCUUUUAUCAAACAUUCACACCUUUGGGGUCAUGAGAGAACUCAUACUGGGGAGAAACCUUACAAAUGUAGCGAGUGUGGCAAAGCCUUUGCUGAGCGUUCACAUCUUACUCAACAUAGAAAAAUCCAUACUGGAGAGAAACCUUACAAAUGUAAGGAGUGUGGCAAAGCAUUUACCCAAUUUGCAAAUCUUACUAGGCAUCAGAAAAUACACACUGGGGAGAAACCAUACAAAUGUAAUGUGUGUGACAAGGCUUUUACCGAAAGUACAAGCCUUAUGAGACAUCAGAGAAUUCAUACAGGAGAAAAACCUUAUAAAUGUAAUAAAUGUGAUAAGACUUUUAGUAAACGUUCAGACCUUUGGGGUCAUGAGAGGACUCAUAGUGGAGAGAACAAAUGUAACGAGUGUGGCAAAGUGUAUGAGCAUCUUGCUCAGCAUAAGAAAAUCCAUACUGGAGAGAAACCUUAUGAAUGUAAUGAGUGUGGCAAAGCUUUUACGAGGCAUCAGAAAAUACAUGUGAAAAGAAAGAGUAUAAACUAUAUCAUGUGUGGUGGUGCUUUUAUUCAAAGUUUAAGCUUUGGGUGUCAUGAAAGAACUCAAAGUGGAAAGAAACCUUCGUCCAUCACCGAUACUGACCACCCGGCUUUAACUUCAUUAAACAAGGAGCUGUCACUGUCCGGGUCUCAGUCGCCCCACGAGGACCCCCGGCCCCAGGUAGCAUCGCUGCUCCGCCUCUCCCGCUGGAGGCCAAUCUCCACCGCUCCAUGGGCUAAAAAUGUUUCCAUGGGCACCGUGAUCAACUUGUCAAAUACCACCACUCCCAACAGAAGCGGCCCACCCUUCCCUAGCCUUGUGCCCAGCCUGGCUCCAAACGACACCAGCGGGACUGGAAGGAAUCCAAGAGCAGAACCCGAAACCGCGGGGCAGGAAGGACAAACAGAAGACCUACGGCAGGCCCCCGUGUGGUGCAAGGCUGGAGACCUAGCGCGCCAGGGUCCCGCCCACACCCGCCGCUUCCGCAACCGCCCCGGCUCCGCCCUGAGAGCGCCCAGGCUGACCGACGAGACCCAUGCGCAUGCGCGCUUUCCUGCAGACCCGGAAGCCGAUUUCCCGGAGCAACGGUUGCGCUCGGAUGAAUUUUAUUGUCCCUGCAUCCCUCCUGUUGCAGUAGGCAGCAAAGGACUUUUUCCCAUAGGGCGGUUGACAUUCAGGGAUGUGGCCAUAGAAUUCUCUCAGGAGGAGUGGGAGUGUCUGGACCCUGCUCAGAGGGCCUUGUACAGGGAUGUGAUGCUGGAGAACUACAGGAACCUGGUCUCCCUGGGUGAGGAUAACUUCCCUCCCGAAGUCGGAAGCCCUUCAGCUGGAUUUGUAAUCAAGGAAUUAUCACCAAUAGAGGACAUUAAUAAAGGAGAAUUGUGCCACCUGGUAAUACUGGAGAGAAAUGAAAGUCAUGGCAUCCAGGAUUUUGAUCUCAAGGAAGUCUGGGAAAAUAUGCAUGAGUUAGAGACUCAGUGGGAGUAUGAUGCAAGAAAUUACAAAGAAGUGCCUUUGACCCAUGACAAAAAUCUCACUUGUGGAAAAGACCGGCAACUUAAUCAGUCCUCAGUUACUCUUCCUGUAGAGCAGAGUGUUUCUGUAAGAAAUAAUAUGUACCAGUAUUUCAUGCAUGAGGAGCCAUUUAUGAGGAAUUUGUUAAAACUGGGCGGUAACAGAAGUGGUUCUGGAAACCAGUACAUAAACUGCGUGGAAAAUAGAACUGGAUUAAGUUUGCAGGCACAUCUGGCUGAACUCCAGAGAUUUCACAGUGAGGAGGAAAUGUAUGAAUGUAGUAAUCCAAUUGAGAAGUCUGUCAGCAAUGGUUCCUCAGUCUCACCACUUCAAGGAAUUCCUCCCAGUACCAAAAACAUUUGGAAUAAAUCUAGGAAGAUUUUUAAAUAUCCUUUGUUACCUGCACAAGACAGAAGAGCAUACACUAGAGGAAAAUCUUACAAAUGUAAUGACUGUGGGAAGGCUUUUAGCAAAAGCUCAAAUCUCAUGAGUCAUGAGAGAAUUCAUUCUGGACAGAGACCUUACAAAUGUAAUGACUGUGGCAAAGCCUUUAUGGAGCGCUCACAUCUGACUCGACAUAAGAAAAUCCAUACUGGAGAGAAACCUUACAAAUGUAAUGAAUGUAGCAAAGCCUUUGCUGAGCGUUCAGGCCUUACUCAACAUGAGAAAAUCCAUACUGGAGAGAAACCUUACAAAUGUAAUGAGUGUGGCAAAACUUUUAAGCAGUGCUCCCACCUCAUUAGACAUCAGGAUACACAUCCUGGAGAGAAACCAUACAAAUGUGAUGUAUGUGGCAAGGCUUUUAUCCAAAGCUAUAACCUUAUAGAACAUCAGAGGAUCCAUACAGGAGAAAAACCAUAUAAAUGUAGAAAAUGUCAUAAGGCUUUUAGCAGACGUUCAAACCUCUGGGGUCAUGAAAGAACUCAUACUGGAGAGAAACCUUACAAAUGUAAUGAAUGUGGCAAAGCUUUUACCAAAUUUUCAAAUCUUACUACACAUCAGAAAAUACACACUGGAGAGAAACCAUACAAAUGUAAUGUGUGUGACAAGGCUUUUAUCCAAAGUUCAAACCUUACUGACCAUCAGAGAAUUCAUACAGGUGAAAAACCGUAUAAAUGUAAUAAAUGUGAUAAGUCUUUUAUCAAACGUUCACAUCUUUCGGGUCACGAGAGAACUCAUACUGGAGAGAAACCGUUCAAAUGUACUGAGUGUGGAAAAGCCUUUACGGAACGUUCACAUCUUACUCAGCAUAAGAAAAUCCAUACUGGAGAGAAACCUUAUAGAUGUAAUGAGUGUGGCAAAGCUUUUACCCAAUUUGCAAACCUUACUAGGCAUCAGAAAAUACAUAGUGAAAAGAAACAGCAUAAACCUAAUAUGUGUGGCAGUGCUUUUAUUCAAAGCUCAAGCUUUGGGGAUCAUCAAAGAACUCAUAGGAGAAAGAAACCUUGCAAAUAAAAUGAGGAAGGCUUACUCAACAGCAGAGAUUCCAUCAUGGAGAGGAACCAUAUGAAACUACCAUGUGGCAAAGCUUGUAACCAUGGCUCACACCUCCCCUGAUAUCAGAAUAUAAAUCUCUAAAAGAAAGCACACAAAUGGAUUGUAUGGCAAGGCUUAUCCAAAGCUUAUUAUGUCUUGUGAAUGUAAUUUUUACUAGAGGGAAACCUUACAAAUGUAAUGAGUAUGAUCAGGUUUAUAAAAAAUGUACAGAUUGGGGAGGGGGGUAAAAUAGGUGGAUGGGAUUAAGAGGUACAGACUUCCAGUGAUUAAAAAAAAAACCCAAAAUGUACAACUUUGUGGUUUGUGGUCUUGAAAGAAUUCACAUAACAUGGAAACCAUAGAAAUAUGUCAAAGUGUUUACCUUAGGAAACACUAAAGAAUUCAUACUGGACAGAAACAUUACAUGUGUAAUGAAGGUGAUUGUUUAGCCAGUGGACUACAAUAAGAAAAUUCACACUAGGGGGAAGUAGGUCUAUUUGGAGGAUUAACCAAUCUUAGGUGUUACAUUUCAUAGAAAUUUAAACUCAGGAGAUGAUGUGAGUCAAUGGAACAAGUGUAUCUGUGGAAAGACCUAAACAUCUUCUGUUUAAAUCUUUUUUAAAGAUUUUAUUUUCCUCUCUACACCCAUCAUGGGGCUCAAACUCAAAACCCUAAGAUCAAGAGUCACAUGCUCUUCCAGCUGAGCCAGCAAUGCACCCCUAUAGCUUUUUUUUUUUUUUUAAUUAUUUGAGGUUUCUUGAGGCUUCAUUAUUGAUGACUUUAUAACCUCAAGUUUGGAAUCCAAUGAUGUUAUACUUUCAUUACAUGCAUUUCAUUUGUCAACCAUGGUGGUUUCAGAGAAAGCAUCAGUAAGGUUAAAGGAACUUAUUUCAUUAGGUGGGGCUUAGUCAUAUGUGUAUACCCUGGAAAAACUAGGAUGCUAAUUUUAAGAUACAGUAUAGUAUAAAUCUGAGAGCAUGGGGAGUGGUAGGGAAUAGAUCUAAAACUGUUACCCUAAUUGUCAUGUUUUCUGUGGUCAUAGGCACUUCUCUGGAUUUGUUGGUAUCAUUGAGAGCCUUUGUUGGUUAAUACAGGAAAUUAAUACUCUAUCAGAAAGAUGAUCAUGAAACAGAGUAGAUCGUUACAUUGACAGAAUGAGAUUUUUAUGUGAGAAUGAUGGGUUACUGGAGAUGAUAUACGUGGUAGAGAAAAUGGAGGGUAAUGAUGGUCUCUCCCUCUUUGAAAGGUAAUAGUUAUAUAUCAUGAAUGAAUAAAAAUUACUCUUAUUUUUGGAAACUGAAAAGUUAUAGAGGACAUUUUAAUCAGAAGAACCAAGGUAUGGGUGACCGGGUGGCUCAGUGUGUUGAGUGUCUGGCUUGAUUUUGGCUCAGGGUCAUGUGAUAAACCUCUUUGUUGGGCUCUCUGCUGAGCGUGGAGCCUUAGGAUUCUCUCUCUCUCUUUGCCCCUCUUGCCUACUUGUGCUCUCUCUAAAAACAAAACAAAAACAAACCCAAAAGUAGUAUGCUUGUGAAGGAUUCAAAUUUGACCACUGAAAUUGCAUUUUGAUACUAUUUGAUUUAGGAUACCCUAUUUCUCAUAUCUAAGUAACUAAAAUGUAAGCUUUUGUGUAACCUUAAAUGAAUCAUGUGACUGUUAUUAGCCCAUGUGCAUCCCACCUCCUUGGGGCAUUUCAUAAUGAACACUAAUAAUACAUCCUUUGGCUCUGUAGGUUGAAUAUCACCCAUAACAAUUUUUUCCAUGUUAGAUUCAGAUGUGCAGUUCAGGAAAUAUAUAUUCAUAAGUUGAAUUUGAGAGUUCAAAUUCAUAGUAUAUCUCAGUAUAUCUCAAAGUUCAUAGUAUAUGUCAGAUUAUUUUUGUUGCUGUAAUGAAAAUAACCAUAGUGCAAUUUCAAACUCUCACCCUCUAAAACCUGCCUCCUCAUUCAUGAAUAUACUCCAUAUGAUAAUAUUUAUACAUACCUUUUAUGCUAAAAUGAGACUAGUGUGUUGCACCGUUACAUUAAAUGAAAACAAAAAGUAGGCAUAUGAAAAGUAUUGGGAAGUAAAAGAAAAUUUCAGAAGUAAGGAUAAAGAUACUUAUAAGAAUACAGAAGAAGUUAAGAAGAUACUGUAAGAAGUAAGGAUAAAGGUAACACAACAUUUUGUGCCGGUGUGCUCAGGGAAAUAAUUUGAAAAGGUAAACGUUCAUGAAUUUACUCUCAAGAGCGAACAUACACAAUGGGAAUCUUUUUUGAUAAUGAGAAGUCUCACAUAUUUACCCUCUAAAACAUUUUUUGCUCAUUUGCACUUGUGCUUACUCCACUGGAACAGGAUGUUUGGAUGUCAAGAAUGAUGACUGUUCACUCAAGUGUUCGGAGAAUAUUUAUUACAUAAAGAUGCUUUCUCAGGAGAGCAGGGUAGACUUCUCAAGUUCUGAAAAUGGCUAGAGAAAGCAGGGAAUGGUGGCUACUUUGUUAUGAUGCAUACUGUGCGGGGCCGGGGUGAUGGUACUCAUUUACACUGUGAAUUUAUAACUACGGCCAAGGGAAGGGCCUCUCAGGAGUCAUUAUUAGCUUUUCCUGUCCAGAUGGGCAGAAUAGUAAGAGGUGUAAUGACGCUUCACAGGUAUCAUUAGUUGGGCAUCAAAAGUAGAGUCAGACUCUUUAGUAUAAAACUGAAUGUUUCUCCUAACUGACUUCGUUGGGAAAGACCACAAUCUUCCUCAUGCUAACUACUGCCUUCUCUUUCCUGAUGCACACAUAGACCCCACCACACAAUAUGAUUAUGGAAACUGGUUGUGAACUACAGUUGAGCUAAACUACCAAAGACAUUUUUAGACCAUGUCAUGAUUCUUUUUCUAGUAAGUUAUAGUCUAAUAUUAAUAUACAUUCAGAAGUGAUAGAACAUUUCCCCACUAUAAGCCUUUUGUAGAACUCUCGCUUUAAAGGAGAAUGGAAUGAACGGAAUCUCAAAAUCAGUCCUUCCAGUUUUCUACCAAGAUACUAGAAUCAGGGAAUGCCUGGGUGGCUCAGGCAAUUAUGCAUCCAACUCUUGAUUUUGUCUCAGGUCAUGAUCUCAUGGUUCGUGGGAUUGAGCCUCAGGUUGGGCUCCACACUGAGCAUGGAAAAAUAAACAAACUUUAAAAAACUUUUCAAAAAGGUACUAGAAUUAGAAUAUCUGUAUUGAAACUUGGCAAAUCAGUUUUAAAUUCAUGUAAAUAAAAUUAAUAAAUUUCAAAGGAAAUCUGUAAGAAGACACCAAGGAUUAGUAAUUUUUGACACAUUUUUAACACCUCUCAGACUGCUGGUGGGUUGCACGCAACAUUAUACUCUCUGAACAAAGUCCACUGACAAAAUCUGUUUCAUUCUACAGUUAUCCUUGACUACCUUGUCAUUUAAUAAGGGGUAUAUUUAAACCUGGUCUGCAAAAUGUUUUCUUUACCAUCUUUUUAUCUUGUUGUUGAGGCAUGAAUAUGACAUUUGAAAAUUCCCCAGUAUCCUUAUUGUAUUUAAUUAAUUUAUUUUUGAGAGAGUGCACACAAGUAGGGAACAGUGGGAGAGGGAGAGAAUCAGGCUCCACGCUCGGUGCAGAGCUGACACGGGAUUCGAUCCCACUAUCCUGGCAUCAUGGCCUGGGCCCAAAUCAAGAGUCUUGACCCUCAACUAACUGACUGAGCCACCCAACCCCCCACCCAUAUCUUUAUCAAAAUUGCAUUAUUAAAGCAUUUUCUUAAUGUUUAUUUUUGAGAGAGUGGGCGAGGGGCAGAGAGAAACAGAGACACAGACUCCAAAGCAAGCUCUCGG
Molecule: messenger RNA, 8226 nt
Organism: Prionailurus viverrinus (fishing cat)
Lineage: Eukaryota; Metazoa; Chordata; Mammalia; Carnivora; Felidae
Biological process (GO): regulation of DNA-templated transcription
Source: RefSeq, a predicted model, not a curated record